ACAGCUAAAGCAGGUUGCUAGAUAUAGCAUAAUAUCAGGAACAUAGCAAUAUCCCUGACUAGGUGUUAUGUUAGCUAGCCUAACAAGUAGCCACUGCACUGGCUUGGCUAACGUUACUGUAGAUAGCUAACCAACGUCGGGUUGAAAACAUGCCAGUUUCGACAGCUAGCUAAUAAGUUAACUUAGACAUGACUUCGAAUGGGUUUGGGUCAUAUUUUAAGUGAAUGAAUGCAAAGAUGUGUAGCUAUAUCUAGUUAGUUAGCUAACGUUAAUCAGUUAACUUGGCUAGCUCAGAACAGAAGCUAGCCAGCUACUUGCCGUUAAUCACAGACUAAGUUAAGUGCAUUCCUUUUGCUAGCUAACUUCUAGCCGGGUACUGUAGCUAGCUAAGCUGCUGUGAGACGCAGCUGAUUUCCCCAUCCUAAAGGUAGGAUGGCAGGCGACGCCAGUGGCAUUCCUGAACUGGACCAAGAGAAAUAUGAUGCAGAUGAAGAAGUCAAGAUCAUCUGCCUUGGAGACAGUGCAGUGGGCAAAUCCAAGUAAGUUAGAUAGGGAGUAUGCCAUAUUUUACUUGUCACUGCAAAUACAUCUCAAAGAUGCUGAAUGUUCUCAGUAAAGCUAACUCAAUUUUAUAUCAGCAGUAGUACUUACUUUUUGUGACCCAGGAGAAGAUGUUAACAACCGCCUCUUGUUGUUUUACAGGUUGAUGGAGAGGUUUCUGAUAGAUGGAUAGUAUCCUUUCUCACGCUGGCACUCUCAUCUAUGAUUUCUGUAAUUGGGUUUUGAGUGUCGCAUGAUCACAGAAUAAAUUAAUCAGUCUUUUAGCUUGAUGUAGCUAACUAAGUAGGUGUUGCCUAAUGUUGAUAGUAUUACACUGAAAGAAACCCAAUUCCUUCUCAAUAGUUCAUGCAGUAACUGAUUUGGCUUGUAGCUGGUUGGUCAUCCAGUAUGCCGACAUGCCUUUUGACCAGCAAUGUGACCACAUGCUGUAGCUACAGUAUAGAGGGUUGACAAAGUUGUUUAUUCUAUUUCUUAACUUGUUCUCCAGUCGUCCCCAGCAGCUGUCAACCUAUGCCCUGACGCUUUACAAAUACACUACCACCAUCGACAGCAAGGCUGUAUUAGUAGGUAUGUUUAUCAAUUGUUUUCUUAUCAAAAUGUCUGGUUUAGACUGAAGAGUUGUUAAGGCUAUAGUCAACUGGUUUUCAGUAAACUGAUCGGUUAUUGCUGUGAACCAUAAUCGUGCUGUUAUGUUAUCUGGUUGCCUUGGUAUCUGUUUGGUUGCCUUCAGCUGUGUUUGUACUUAUGUCUGCCUCAAAGACUUCUGGGAUACGGCCGGACAGGAGCGGUUCCAGAGCAUGCAUCCCUCGUACUACCACAAGGCUCACGCCUGUAUCAUGGUAAGACUUCACACUAGCUGCUAAGACGACAACAUUACUUCAAGGCUCAUACUUAUGUCAUAGCCUGUAUCAUUGACUGUACUCGUCUUUGUCAGGUGUUUGACGUGCAGAGGAAGAUCACCUAUAAGAACCUGACCAGCUGGUAUACAGAGCUGAGAGAGUACAGGCCUGAGAUCCCCUGUGUGGUGGUGGCUAACAAGAUAGAUGGUGAGUCCUGCCAGACAGGCUAAAUCUAAUAAUAUUUUAUUUUUACUUUAUUUUUUAUUUUUACUCCGUUGUUUGCAGCUGAUAUGAAGGUGACCCAGAGGAACUUUAACUUUGCCAAGAAGCAGGGACUUCCUUUGUACUUUGUAUCUGCUGCUGAUGGGACCAACGUAGUCAAGGUGAGGAUGGACAACAUUGUCCUUAAGACACACACACAAUACUGUGUAUACUGUAUUUGUUGCUUAACGAAAAAUAACAUUUACAAAACCUUUUCUCUCUUUCAAAAUGUCUCCCAGAUGUUCAAAGAAACAAUCAAGAUGGCAAUGUCUUACAAGCAGAACUCUAGUGACUUCAUGGAUGAAGUGAUGCGGGAGCUGGAGGUACAGUACAUACAGUUGAAGUCGGAAGUUUACAUACACCUUAGCCAAAUACAUUUAAACUCAGUUUUUCACAAUUCCUGACAUUUUAUCCUAGUAAAAAUUCCCUGUCUUAGGUCAGUUAGGAUCACCACUUUAUUUGAAGAAUGUGAAAUGUCAGAAUAAUAGUAGAGAGUGAUUUAUUUCAGCUUUUAUUUCUUUCAUCACAUUCCCAAUGGGUCAGAAGUUUACAUACACUCAGUUAGUAUUUGGUAGCAUUGCCUUUAAAUUGUUUAACUUGGGUCAAACGUUUCGGGUAGCUUCCCACAAUAAGUUGGGUGAAUUUUGGCCCAUUCCUCCUGACAGAGCUGGUGUAACUGAGUCAGGUUUGUAGGCCUCGCUCGCACACGCUUUUUCAGUUCUGCCCACAGAUUUUCUAUAGGAUUGAGGUCUGGGCAUUGUGAUGGCCACUCCAAUACCUUGACUUUGUUGUCCUUAAGCCAUUUUGCCACAACUUUGGAAGUAUGCUUGGGGUCAUUGUCCAUUUGGAAGACCCAUUUGAGACCAAGCUUUAACAUCCUGACUGAUGUCUUGAGAUGCUGCUUCAAUAUAUCCACAUACUUUUCCUUCCUCAUGAUGCCAUCUAUUUUGUGAAGUGCACCAGUCCCUCCUGCAGCAAAGCACCCCCACAGCAUGAGGCUGCCACCCCCGUGCUUCACGGUUGGGAUGGUGUUCUUCGGCUUGCAAGCAACCCCCUUUUUCCUCCAAACAUAACAAUGGUCAUUAUGGCCAAACAGUUAUAUUUUUGUUUCAUCAGACCAGAGGACAUUUCUCCAAAAAGUACGAUCUUUGUCCCCAUGUGCAGUUGCAAACUGUAGUCUGGCUUUUUUAUGGCGGUUUUGGAGCAGUGGCUUCUUCCUUGCUGAGCGUCCUUUCAGGUUAUGUUGAUAUAGGACUCGUUUUACUGUGGAUAUAGAUACUUUUGUACCUGUUUCCUCUAGUAUCUUCACAAGGUCCUUUGCUGUUGUUCUGGGAUUGAUUUAUACUUUUCGCACCAAAGUAUGUUCAUCUCUAGGAGACAGAACGCGUUUCCUUCCUGAGCGGUAUGACGGCUGCAUGGUCCCAUGGUAUUUAUACUUGCGUACUAUUGUUUGUACAGAUGAACGUGGUACCUUCAGGCGUUUGGAAAUUGCUCCCAAGGAUGAACCAGACUUGUGGAGGUCUACAAUUUUUUUUCUGAGGUCUUGGCUGAUUUCUUUUGAUUUUCCCAUGAUGUCAAGUAAAGAGGCACUGAGUUUGAAUGUAGGCCUUGAAAUACAUCCACAGGUACACCUCCAAUUGACUCAAAUGAUGUCAAUUAGCCUAUCAGAAUCUUCUAAAGCUGUGACAUCAUUUUCUGGAAUUUUCCAAGCUGUUUAAAGGCACAGUCAACUUAGUGUAUGUAAACUUCUGAUCCACUGGAAUUGUGAUACAGUGAAUUAUAAGUGAAAUAAUCUGUCUGUAAACAAUUGUUAGAAAAAUUACUUGUGUCAUGCACAAAGUAGAUGUCCUAACCGACUUGCCAAAACGAUAGUUUGUUAACAAGAAAUUUGUGGAGUGGUUGAAAAACGAGUUUUAAUGACUCCAACCUAAGUGUAUGUAAACCUCCGACUUCAACUGUAUUUCCCUCUCUGGAUAUUAGCUCACUGAUAUUAUACACUCAUAUCUUUAGCUGUUUCCAUCUCCUUAAAUGACUGCCGCUAUUUCACUGACAGUUGUUCUGGUUAUGCUAUUAGAAUGAACGUAUUUGGUUGAGUUCACAUUUUAAUUGAACAGAAAAUGUGAAUGAUGAUACAUUUGGUCUGGCGUUUAGGCUCUGCUCUUCAAGGGUGGUCCCCAACCAAGGAAAUGCUCAGGUAAUGAACCUAAACAAAGCUAAGCUAGGGGUAAGGGAGCAGAGUAUCUGCCAUGCCCUUGAUAAACAGAAGAGCAGAACCAGAAGGCAGCAGCUUUCUGAGGUCUAUUUGAAAGAAGCGCCAUCAUGUUGUGUGUUCAAUGUCUGAUUGAUCAGAAACUCAGCUGAUACUGUCAGCUGACUAAUCAUGUGAUUGACUUGAAUUCAUGCCAGAACCAGCUUCGCUCCAUGUAUUUGACUGACAGUUGCUCUGGAUAAGAUUACCUUUAAGUCAUUUAGCAGGCUGACUCAGCUAAAUGACGUUGCCACAAGCAGCACCGCAGAUAUUGCGAUGAGCAAGAUGCACAACUUCGUUUUCACAGUCACACAGUAUCUGCUUCACGCUUUUACAACGUGGUAGCCACGGGACCAAAACAGCAGAGAAGUUGAGCCUUGCGCUUCAACGCUCUUAGUUGUAGCGGAAAUUGACUCACUAUGCUGUUUACUUUCUGCAUCUACGUCGCUGAGUCUAUUUUUAAGUGUAAUACAUUUUUUGUUCAUCCUUGACCUGUAGAACUUUGAGCUGGAGCAGAAGAAGGAGGAGUCGUUAGAGACCGCUGAGGAGAGACUGAAACCAGAGAGCCCCGAGUCUGUCUGACUGGAUGUUGAUGUGGAUACAUUAUCCUCAAAUUAUGGACACAUUAUCUUUAAAUUAUACUGGCAUUGUGAAUAUGAGAGCUGAUUCUGACUGCACUGCAGCUAUGGACUCUGUGGAUAUGUUAUUCUAACUGUGUUGACAUGAUACCUCUUUACCAUGGGAGAGCCUUGCUCCCAAGUCUGUAACUGAUGUUGUGGAUAUGUUACAUUGACAUUAUUCUCAGUUUGUGGACAUGUUAUUCUUACAUUCUCCUCAUGAUUGCAUUUUAUGCCAUGGAAGAGACAUGUUUUUGUGGGGCUGAUGCUGCAGAAAUGUUAACCCUUGACCCAUAUAAUAGUAGUAACCUGUGAGAUCUGGGGCAAUCUAUUGAUGUGAGAACAAACAUAUUGUAGGAUAGAUGUUGUGGCAGGCAGGGUGAACGUGUGUGAAGCAGGCUAUUUAUUUGAGGUGAAUCUAGAAUGUGAAGCGUUGUAAAAUGUGGGACACGUACAAUACCUAUAAUCCCCAUUCUUGCUAUUUUAUGAUAGCAAAGUGAAACUGUGAAUGUGAACUCUCUUUGCUACUUUGUCAUCAGCUUUUACCAUCUUAUGUUUUUACCAUACAGGGCAUGUGUAUGGCGAUUUGUACAAUGUUAUAGUGAAUUACAUGUAUGUAAAGCCUGCUAUCGUUGCUCUAAGUGCUACAGUGUAAAGCCAGAGCUUUUAUAGGUCGUCUUUAAUGUAU
Messenger RNA from Coregonus sp. 'balchen', 5214 nucleotides. The record is from the annotation of a GenBank genome assembly. Lineage: Eukaryota; Metazoa; Chordata; Actinopteri; Salmoniformes; Salmonidae.